Messenger RNA from Staurois parvus, 442 nucleotides. Lineage: Eukaryota; Metazoa; Chordata; Amphibia; Anura; Ranidae. The record is from the annotation of a GenBank genome assembly.
GGGAGACCAGAUAUAGUGAAUGCAGGGUCCGGGGAGACCGGAUAUAGUGAAUGCAGGGUCUGGGGAAACCGAAUAUAGUGAAUGCUCUGUCCGGGGUGACUGGAUAUAAUAAAUGCAGGGUCUGGGGAGACCGGAUAUAGUGAAUGCAGGGUCCAGGGAGACUGGAUAUAGUUAAUGCAGGGUCCAGUGAGACCGGAUAUAGUAAAUGCAGGGUCCGGGGAGAGCGGAUAUAGUGAAUGCAGGGUCCGGGGAGACCAGAUAUAGUGAAUGCAGGGGUCCAGGGAGAGCGGAUAUAGUGAAUGCAGGGUCCGGGGAGAGCGGAUAUAGUGAAUGCAGGGGUCCGGGGAGACCGGAUAUAGUGAAUGCAGGGUCCAGGGAGAGCGGAUAUAGUGAAUGCAGGGUCUGGGGAGACCAGAUAUAGUGAAUGCAGGGUCCGGGGAGA